CAAAGUUGUUGUUUAACUUUAUAUUGUAACCAAAUUAACUUGAAUUAGUAGCCUCUGUAUCUAACAAAUAACCCAAUUCAAGCCUGUCAUGUUGGUCUAACUUUGAUAACACAGUGUCCAGUGACCCUGUGACCCCCUGUUGCCGCGGAUACAGCGGUGAGGCCAUGGCUGCCGGGGCGGUGGUCGGGGAGAAUCAGCUACAGAGGAUUAUCAGAGAUCUGCAUGAGGCUGUGGCAGAGCUUGCCAAGGAGUACCGAGAAACUGGAGAGCCAAUCACAGACGACAGUACCAACCUGCACAAAUUCUCCUACAAACUAGAAUAUUUGUUGCAGUUUGAUCAGAAAGAGAAGACUACGUUACUGGGCACCAGAAAGGACUACUGGGACUUCUUCAUCGACUGUCUCGCUAAGAUCAAAGGAGCUAAUGAUGGCAUCCGCUUUGUCAAAUCCAUCUCUGAGCUGAAGACAUCUCUGGGUAAGGGAAGAGCCUUUAUCCGCUACUCUCUUGUACAUCAACGCCUGGCCGACACGCUGCAACAGUGCUUAAUGAACCAGAGGACCACCAGUGACUGGUACUAUGCCCGCAGUCCUCUUGUAAAGCCUCACCUUAGUGUCGAUAUCAUCAGCCACCUGUACGAGCUCAAUGAAGUCCAGUUUGACGUGGCAUCGAGGGGUCAUGACCUCGAUGCAUCAUGGCCCACCUUUGCAAGGAGGACACUCGGCAGUCCAAACUCACCAGGCCACAUGUGGAAGCCGCCAAGCCGAAGCUCCAGCAUUAACAGUCUGGCCAGCACCUACUCACAGCAAGCACACGAGCUCCCCUUGAGCCCUGAUUAUGGCCAGAGCCUGCUGAGUGAGCUGGAUGAGUCUCUGGCUUCUUGCGGCGAAGACGUGAGUGCAGUGGAGCACCUUCGCCUGGAGCUGGACCAGUCGGAGCUGAGGCAGCAAGGGCUCUUGAGCAGAGUGCAGCAGCUAGGGGAAGAGGCUGGGGAGCUCAGGGGGGUUGUGGCGGAGCUCCAGAGGCAGCUCGAUGUGUCUCUAGGGGCACAGGAGGACCACCAGAACCUGCAGGCAGCACUCAAGGCUCUGGAGGGUAGAGAGGAGACCCUUUCCAGAGAGCUGGAGGUACUCAGGAGUGUGGAGCGAGCCAGAGAAACCGAGCAACGCCUCCUCCUGGAUAAAUUAGCAGCUGCAGAGGGAAAGAGCAUGGAGCUUCUGGCCAAGUUGGAUGGCGUGCUUAAUGAGAAGGGCCAGCAGGCGUCCAGUCACUUUGAUUCGGCGCAAAAGAUACACGAACUGCUGGACAGAUUAAAAGAGGCUGAGAGCGGGAAGAUGGAGGCUGUCUCUGAUAUGGAGGACAAGAAAAGGCAGGUAGAAAGAUUAGAAGAGGAGCUAAAAGUCAAAGAUGUAGCCCUGAAAGACAGAGAGGUUCAACUCGGAGAGUUAGUCACAACUACGUCUGAGGAGACAGCUCAAUUAAAGGCAAGCGUGCUGGAAGAGUGCAAUACCAAAGAAAACUUGGCAGAAAAGUUAGCCAUGAAAGAUAACGAGGCCUGCAACUUGCAAAGAAAACUUGAAGAUCUCCAAAGAUUGUUUGAGGAGAAAGAUAGGCAGGUAGUGGAAGUCAAAGAAAAAGCAAGAGCUGAUGAGCAGAGCACAAUUGUCCUAAAGGAGUCUUUGGAAGGAGAGGUCGAUGCAAUAAAGGAACUGCUAAUGAUUAAAGAGGCAGAACUGACUUCCAGCAGCAAAACUCUUCAACGGCUGGAAUCCGAGAAGGACAGCCUAACCCUGGAGAGAGACAGCCUAACCACAGGCAACUCUGAACUGGAGACAAGUGUGAAGGAGCAUUCCAAGAAGACGGAAGACUACAAGACACAGUGCACUAAUCUCAUGGAGAUCAACGAGAACCUCCUGUCCACAGUGAAGAGGAACGAGGAGUUCAAAAAGGAAAUGGUGGCAAACAGGGGGGCACUGGAGGCCGAGUUGGCUUCUUUAAGGGCCUCCGAUAAACAACUCAGAAGCCAGCUGGAUGACGCCAAGGUGAGUGUGGACGAUAAAGAGAAGAGGUUGCGUCAGGAAAAUCGCUCGCUGGACGAGAGUCUGCAGCGGGCUGCCAUGGCGGCGCAGCUCUCUGAGACGACCUCCAAGCGCCUGGAGCAGGAGAACCAAGCUCUCCGAGAGGACCGGGCCACUGUGAGCGCAGCCCUCAGCUCCAUGCAGGCAGAGCUGAAGUCAUUCAGUGGGCAGAUGGGAGAGUUGGAGAAGAGCCUCGGAACGUCACGCAAGAACGAAGCCGCUCUCCAAGAGCAGGGGAGGGCCAAGGAGGCCCAGCUGGAGAGUAAGGAGAGUGAACUUAAAGAGCUCCACGCCAAAGUGAAAACGAAGGAGAACAGGGAGAAGGAGCUGAAGAAAGCGAAAGCAAAAGCAGAAGCAGCCCUAGCGAGACAAAGUGAAGUGAUCGAGAGACUCAGCACAGAGAAACUGGCGGUGGAGGAAUCCCAGCUGGAAAGAUCCAGCCGGCAUGCCAGGGAGAACCAGGGCGUGGUGGAGAAACUGGUGUUGGCCGAGGGCCAGCUUGAAGUGAACAUGAAAGACGUGGCCAGGCUCCAAUCAGAGGUCCUCGAUCUGAGGGUACAGCUGCAGCGGGCCGGAGAAGAGAACCUCAAGUGUCAAACCAAACUGGAGGUGACGGAGGGCCAAAGAGGCGAGUUCAUGAGCCUCACUGAGCAGCUCCAAGCUCACACGGAGGCCCUAAAUCAGAGCCACGUGGCUGAGCUGCUCGGCUGCAAACAGAAGGAAGAGGUGCUGAUCGAAGAGCAGGUCCGCCAGGCCGCUGGCCACGCACAAGAGCUCGCCACGCUCAAGGCGGAGAACGCGAGGCUGGGCCUGGAGAGCGGCGAGACACGGGAAGGCGUCUACAGGGCCAACACCGAGAUGGCGGAGCUGGGGAUGACCAUCUGUAGGCUGACCGCCGAGAAGGAGGAGGCCAGGGAGCGCUGGACCAAGGAGGCGGUCAAGAUCGAAGAGCUGCAGGACGGAGCCACCAGAGAGGUGGAGAGGCUGGAGGCCUGCCUGGCUGCCCUGCGCCAGGAGAACGCGAGCCUGAGGGAAAGGCUGAGCCAGGUGGAGAGCCUGCCGCGGGCCGUCGUCGAGCUCCAGCAGCAGCUGGGGAAGGCCGAGGGUCACGUGCAGACGCUUCAGCACGCCAGCCGAGAGGAGAUGGACGCCGUCAGGUUCCAGAUCAGCUCUGAGAGCAUGAGUCACCAGAAUCAACUGAAGAGUGUGAAUGAACAGCUGACUACUGUCAAAGCCCAGUUACACUCAGAGUCGGAGACAGUGUCCAGGCUGCAGGGACAAGUGUCUGAACUAGAGGCUGUGAACGAGAAACAUGCUCACCUCAUGGUGGAGAAGGAUUCCCACAUCACCAAGUGUGAGGCCACCAUGCGCCACAACGAGUGCGAGAUGCAGCAGCUGAAGGAGGCGGUGAGCAGCACUGAGGAGGCGCUCACGGCCUUGCGCACCGUCUCGGAGGAGCUAAGGGAGCGGCUGGAGAAGACGGAGGCUGAGAAGCAGAGCGAUCACCAGAAGAUGACCGCUGAGAUUGAGGACCUCAGCGGAACCAAGACCACCCUAGAGGAGCGCCUCAUCGAACUCCUGAGGGACAAGGACGCUCUGUGGCAGAAGUCUGACGCGCUGGAGUUUGAGCAGAAGCUGCGGGCGGAGGAGCGCUGGUGGCUGGUGGACAAAGAGGCCACCAACUGUCUGGACUGCCGGGGCCACUUCACCUGGUACCUGCGCAGACACCACUGCAGGUUGUGCGGCCGCAUCUUCUGCUACUACUGCAGCAACAACUUCGUGACGACCAAGCACAGCGGGAAGAAGGAGCGCUGCUGCAGGGAAUGCUACAGCCAGCACGGGGACGUGGUGGAGCGCUUCACCCGGGCAGAGCUGGGCCCGGCCGAGGCCCAGACACCACCCGACGCCGGGGCCGGGCCGGAGUCGCACCCGCAGCCCGCCCCGUACAAACCCACCCCCAGGGUGACAGUGUCGGAGCCGGCUUCCCGACCGGAGGAGGGGGCGUUCGACAUCAUCACGGAGGAGGAGGUGAACGGGGUCUACGACAGCGACACGGUCUCCCAGACCACCGGAGGCUCCCCGGAGAGCGACCAGGACAGGAGACCCCCAGGGCCGGUGGACAUUGGCACCGGGGACAUGACCCCAGACGACCCUGAAGACCGCGUGGCCACGGUUCAGGACUCCGAGAUCAACCUCCUCAGAUCGGGAGAAGUCACGGCGGCGGUGGCCCUCGGCAUCGACGACAUCGCCCACUUCGGGGACAGCUCCAGGGAGCUCUUUGUCAAGGGGAGCUGCUACAGCCUGAUCAGCAUCGCCGUGGGCGACCGCGGGCCCAGCAUCGGCUGGGUCUUCUCCUCGGAUCCCAAGAGCAUCUCCUUCAGCGUGGUGUACCGAGAGGGCCCCGACACGCCCGUGGAGCAGGCCAAGGUUCUGAUCCCGCUGACCCGCUGCAACUCUCACAGGGAGACCAUCCAGGGGCAGCUGAAGGUGAGGAACCCAGGCCUCUACACCCUGGUGUUCGACAACUCCUUCUCAAGGUUCAUCGGCAAGAAGGUCCUCUACCACCUCACCAUCGAGAAGCCUGUGAUCUACGACGGCAGCGACUUCCCCUGACCCCGCGGACCCCUCUCCGGGACACCGGGUUUGAAGUUUCAGCACGCUGUUUCUUUAGCUAUAAUCAUUUACGAUCUGCUUUUAAGGAGUAGUUUGUGUUCUUUUAAAGAAAUUAUCCAUUUCAUGGAGGCCCUGUUACGUUUUUUUUGUCGUCUGCCGAAUGAAUUGACUUAAUAGGAACGUGGAAAUUAUGAAUGCUGAUUUUAUAGGUUUUUAAAAGGUACACCAAGUAGUUCUCCUCGACCACUUUGGUCAUCUAUUCUAUUGAUGAAUAAGGAUCCCCUAGGUGGUAACUUGCUUUCUCUUCUCAGGGAUUUCUCCUGAAUGCAAAUGAUUACUUUAUAAUACUAAUAACAAAAACAACAAACCCUGAUAGAAUGUCACACUCCCUACACUACAGUUUUCCCCCAUGACGGCAGAGUUAACGUGUUGCUUUGCAUUAAUGCCAUGUGGAUAGUUGUCUCAAGAGAAGCAGGAUGAAGUCAGAUGUGUAGCAUCGUGGAAUGAGCACACAAGCUCUGAUAAUCAUAUUAUAAUAUCUGAACCUGAUAAUAUCCCAAAAAGCCGUUGAGUGGCUGUUGGCACGACGGAGUGCAACAGGAAAGGCUGUCACAAAACAUUGAGUCAGUCCACAGGAGGAGGGGUUUUAACAUUUUUAUCAAUGGUGUGUCGCACAAGAUACUUUGACUCUCUGGUGGCGCUUAACAGCUCUUCAGUUGGCAGUAAUUGUUGUUCUGACUUGCAAACACUCUAAAGACUCUAAAGGUUAGAUAAUAUUUUCUGGAAAUAUAAUUGGGAUUUUUAGUAGUAGUAUUUUUAUAAGUACUCAUUGCAGUUGAUAGGGUCAUAAAUGGGCUGAUGACGAUGGAGCAUUUGCCAAAUCAUUUAAAUGAUGAGAUUUUUCUAUUUAUAGCUAUAAUACAGAGCAGGUAAUCUAACCAAAGUAUUACAAUACAAUAAGCCAUUUUAUUAUUGCAAAGACGAUGCCUUAAUAAAAGAGACUUAAUACUGUCCACAAUAUCUUUAUUAAGCAACAUCUUGAGGUCCUGAACCUCACUACAGGUUGUUGCUUCUUUUGAUUUUUUGUAUUUGAUGUGUACAAUUAUUUUGGACAUCUUUCAUAUACUUUUUACACACAGGGAUCACAAUGCAUUUUAUGUUGAUUACUAUUUCUAAGCAAUAGGAAAAUUGUGGAAAACAGAGCUUAUUUUUUAACUGUUUUUGUAACUUAUGUCUUAUACUCCGUUUGGUGUGAUUUAGUAGAAAUGUAUACCAAGUUUAAUAAUUGUGCAUGAAGGAAUUAAAAAAAAGGUUUUGUCUUAUAAAAUUACAUGAAAAUUAUGAUAUUUUACGAUAAAGCAGAUUUUCUAUUUUUGUUUUUGACUAUAAGAUGUAGGCUACAUGAUCCAUGUUCCCUUUUACUGAUCUAUGCAACUGUAAAAUGUACUACAACGAUCCAAAAACGAACUGUGUAAACCAAUAAAAGGGAGGAAAAUAUGUGCUCUUGUUUGACCUUUUAAGAAUAAUGAAUGAAAUAAAUGCUUGU
Messenger RNA from Gadus chalcogrammus (walleye pollock), 6234 nucleotides. It is a transcript of the gene fyco1a, whose product is annotated as FYVE and coiled-coil domain autophagy adaptor 1a. Gene Ontology annotation, cellular component: autophagosome; lysosome; late endosome. Gene Ontology annotation, biological process: positive regulation of autophagosome maturation; plus-end-directed vesicle transport along microtubule. Lineage: Eukaryota; Metazoa; Chordata; Actinopteri; Gadiformes; Gadidae. The transcript is spliced from 18 exons. The record is from RefSeq and is a predicted model, not a curated record. The coding region runs from base 165 to 4688 and encodes 1507 amino acids. Gene Ontology annotation, molecular function: metal ion binding.